Aureobasidium pullulans EXF-150 is the source of this 957-nucleotide messenger RNA. RefSeq lists its product as uncharacterized. Lineage: Eukaryota; Fungi; Ascomycota; Dothideomycetes; Dothideales; Saccotheciaceae. Bases 1 to 957 code for a protein of 318 amino acids. The record is from RefSeq and is a predicted model, not a curated record. The transcript is spliced from 2 exons. Gene Ontology annotation, biological process: DNA recombination; DNA integration. Gene Ontology annotation, molecular function: DNA binding.
AUGUCAGAAAUGCAUGUAUACCGUCAGCUUUGGUCAUUUGGCAUCCCGCUGAUACUCGCGAAGUUUAUCCAGAAGCUCCCUGACAUGGAAGGCGCUUCUACCUCCGGUCGAGCCAAGCCCCUGGCUUCCGUGGAAUUAGCCAAGCAUUUGCUCCAUUUUCUUUGGGUCUGCGAUGAGUACAUCUUCAAGCACCCAAGGAUCAGGCUGCAAUUGUCCUUCGCGAUUCUUGUGAUGAUGUACCAAGGCCUUCGCCCGGGAGAGUUCAUUGAGUGUAGUUCCCAGCGUGGCCUCAACGAGGGAUUCACCUACCAGGAUUUCGCUCUUCAAGCUCAGCCCGGCUCGCACGGGGAAAAGCGCCGCUGGGUGCUCCAGAUUACGGUCAGACUUCGGAAGAACCAUCGAGGGAACCAGAGGGACAACGUUACGCACAUCCUCACGGACGAGCCGGGAAACCCACACCUUUGCCCGGUGACGCAUUUCUGCGCAUUGGCCUUCGCAGACGGCGCCUUUCAGAACCUGAGAUUGCCUGAGGAUUUGAACAGAGUCAAAACUGGGGCCACAGUGCGCAUUAAAGACAGCGUGAAGCAUACGUCUGUGCUGCGCAGACUCGACCAGGCCGGUCACGUCUCACCAACGCUUGUCUUUGGCGCGGACUCUCUCAAUUUCUACUUGAAUGGUCUGGGCGAACGAGCCGGUUACCGUGACAAUCUCACCGCUUAUGCUUUCCGACAUGGCCACGGCAACAAGCUCGAUCAAAUGCUCAGCUCUGUGCAGAGGAGGCAGCGCAUGGGGCACAAGAGCGACGACACUUUCCAGUAUUAUAUCUCACGCAUCUCUGGCGUGGACACGCAAUCGAUCAUGCUGGGUCGGGAGCCCCGUCAGGAACUCAUGGAUCACGUGCGAUCCAUGGCCAAUCAUCAUGACCCUGUCGCCCCAGCCCUACUGGCUCUCGAUUGA